UGGGGUGGGGCUUCUACAGGUGUUUUAAAGCUUGAAGGAGGGCAAACAUUUAUAAAAGCCAGUCACAGACAGAAGAUUACCAGUAAUUUGUGUGAAAAUUCAUUGCAUCUCUGAAGACUAAAGACAAAGUACCAGUGUACAUUUACAUCUACAGAUUUCAAAAUGCCUCCUCCAGCAGUUCCACAUGGCAUGUGCCUAAAAGUCAUGGAUGACCGCAACAUGAGGGGUGGCAUGGGCUCUGAAACAAAUCCUUUGAAGUUCAUGAAUCAGGACUACAACACUUUACAAGAGUACUGUCUCAAGAAAGGUCUGAGAUUUGUGGAUGAGUUUUUCCCACCAGACCCUCGUUCCAUUGGCGAAGGGCUGCUGGAUCCGGAAGACAUGGCACGAGUGGAGUGGAUAAGACCAACGAUAUUGUGUCCAAAUGCAGCUGAAUUUAUUGUAGAGUCAGUGUCUAGGUUUGACUACUCCCAAGGGCGAGUAGGAAACUGCUGGUUUCUGGCCUCUGUUGGGGCUUUAACAUUUCAAAGCAAAUUUUUACAAAAGGUCAUGCCAGACGGACAAUCAUUCAGCCGCAAUUAUACUGGUUUAUUUCACUUCAGGUUCUGGCGUUUUGGAAAUUGGUAUGAUGUUGUGAUUGAUGACAAACUGCCAAUAAUUGACAAAAAGCUGAUUUUUGUGCAAUCAAAAACAUAUAAUGAGUUCUGGCCAGCCUUGAUGGAGAAAGCGUAUGCCAAGUUGUGCGGCUCCUACGCUGACAUGCAUGCUGGUCGAGUAUCUGAGGCCCUCAUGGACUUCACCGGUGGGGUUCAUAUUCACUACGAUCUGAAAACGGCUCCAACUGAUUUGUGGGAGAUAAUGUACCGUGCUUUCCAGUCAGAAGUCCUUAUGGGUUGUGAAACUCCACGAGGGAAAAAGAGUGAGGAAGAGUUACCAAAUGGUAUAAUUCUGGGCCAUGCUUACACUGUGACAAACGUUUACCAGGUCAUGAGUGGUAGAUAUCCUGUUAAACUGGUGAGAUUGUUCAACCCAUGGGGAGAAAAAGAGUGGAAUGGAGACUGGAGUGACAGAUCACCCUUGUGGAACACAGUGAGUAAUGAGGACCGCAAACAACAUCUUCUGGACGAUAAUGGAGAGUUCUGGAUGUCAAUGGAAGAUUUCCUUAGAACAUUUGACAACAUUGAUAUCUGCUGUUCCUGUCCUGAUUUUCUGGAAGGAAAGUCUGCAUCUCGCUGGACUUCCAAGUAUCACAAUGGCAGCUGGGUUGUUGGGAGUACAGCUGGAGGCUGCAUAAAAAAUCAAGACACCUUUUGUACCAACCCCCAGUUUUGGCUGAAGGUUAAUGAGAUGGAUAAGGCCUGUGAGCAGGGCCAGAGCAAUGUUCUGGUGUCCCUCAUACAGAAACCUGACAAGAGAAACAGACGCCUUGCUGCACACCAUGGCAUCGGCUUCUGCGUGUAUGCGGUUCCACCUGAGAUGAGAUCUGAGGGAAAGUUGGGAUCAAUCUUUUUCAAACACAGAAACCCUGUGGCAACAAGUGGGGACUUUCAGAUUGCAAGACAGGUGAUGAGCUUCUUCAGGCUGGAACCAGGACAGUAUGUCAUUGUACCAUCCACUUUCUACCCCAAUGAGCACGGAGAAUUCAUCCUGUCCAUUCUGUGCAAAAAUGAGAUCCACAUUCAAAAGGACACAGAAAGGACCGAGAAAAAUUUUCUUGUGGAUCUUUUAGGCGAGUCUGAGCCUGAAUACAAUGAACAAAUGGAUGAAGCAUUGAACAAUAAAUCUCUGCUUCGACAAUAUUCUGAUCAGCCUGGAUACAAUGCACAAAUGGAUGAAUUGAGCAAUAAAACUCUGUUUCGACAAUAUUCUGAUCAGUACAAGGUUGUUGAUGCUGAGAAACUUCAACAGAUUCUUCAUGAAAACCUGCUUAAAGGGAAUAAAAAUACUGAAGGAUUUGGCCUGGAUUCCUGCAGAAGUAUAAUUGCCAUGUCAGAUUUCUCUGUCAGUGGAAGACUUCGUGGAACAGAGUUUCUUCGCCUGUGGAACCGCAUAUUGACGUACAAGAACAUCUUCUACACCAUGGAUUCUUCCAAAGAUGGCGUACUGUCUUUCAGCGAACUGCAAAACGCAUUCAAUAAAACAGGCAUGCAUCUAAAUGAAGACAUCCUGAAUCUCAUGUUUGUGCGGUAUGGUGGUGCUUCAGAACAGAUUUCUCUGGAGGGUUUCAUUUGCCUUGUCAUGCGUUUGAACUGCAUGGCUAGUAUAUUCCAAAGACUCUGUGAAAAUGGGAAGAUAACUCUUACUGAGAGUGAGUGGUUAGGACUCACCAUGUAUUCAUGAGGGAAAGUCUGCUUGCCAGGAGGUUUGCCAACAGAUGCUUUUCUUCGUCCUUUUAUCCCUCUAAGAAUUAAAAUGCUUAUCUUUUUUCUUAAAAUGAUCAUUUGAUAUACAAAUUUCACAUCAAAUUGUGUAAUCAUUGUUAUAACUGUUUAAUAACUGAAAAGUAUUUCAUGUAAUGUAUGUAUUUCUCAUUGUAAACACUUGGAAUCACUGUUAGUGAAAAGAAAUGCUUUCAAUCUGCUAUUUUUAAUUAGCUUAUUUUUCAAAUGGUCAGAAAGAUUCUAAAGUAAUAAUAUUUCUCAACACAACAUCUUAUAAGGGGCCUCUAGGUCUAUGAUACUUGGAGAGAUCUAUCUAUUAGCAGUCACAUUCAUAGUCAUACAUCUAAAGGACAGUUGCUUUGGCUCCUACAGGGUUGUGAGAUGCUGACAUGCCAGGGCAGAGUGUUUUGGUGUCAGUUUAGGAGCAUUGCUUGUCUGAUAUCAGCCACACUGAUAAGGACAUGUAAAGGUCUAUAUUCCAUUUUUAGAUACAAUCUAAUUGAUUUUUAAAACACAUUGUACUAAUGAAUACUAAUGAAUUUAAUUACUGCCUGUAGUAUGUAAUGUAUGCAAAAUUAAGUAGCCUAUUUUGCAUGCAUAUUUACUGUGAGAUGGUGUACGAUUCACUUUUGCCUCGUAUAACCAGAUGAAUAUGUAUUUUUUUUGUCUCCUGACACUCCACAAAAGAUGAUUUUUUGAUUUCUUCAUAUAUAUAUAUAUAUAUUUUUUUUUUUUCCUGGGAAAGAUAACUCUUGAUGAGAGUGAGGUUAUCUGAUAUAAACAUUUUAAUAAAGAUUUUUGCUUGA
This is a messenger RNA of Megalobrama amblycephala (Wuchang bream), 3187 nucleotides long. Its product is annotated as calpain-1 catalytic subunit-like. Bases 163 to 2340 code for a protein of 725 amino acids. Gene Ontology annotation, biological process: proteolysis. Gene Ontology annotation, molecular function: calcium ion binding; calcium-dependent cysteine-type endopeptidase activity. NCBI's taxonomy places the organism in Eukaryota, Metazoa, Chordata, Actinopteri, Cypriniformes, Xenocyprididae. The record is from RefSeq and is a predicted model, not a curated record. Gene Ontology annotation, cellular component: cytoplasm. The transcript is spliced from 24 exons.